AUCAAGUAAUCAACUGAUUAUCUUAAUAAAGUGUCUCUUGAUUAAAUCAAAUUGUUAUUGUUGAAAAAACAGUUUCCAAUUAGUGGUUAGUUUAAGAUUAACCUUAAAUUGUCAAUUGUCAUGAAUUUAAAGGAUUUUGAAGGUUUAAAGUAUCUUUCAGGUUUAGGUAAUGAACUUUCAUCUGAAGAUCCAAGAUGCCCUGAGGCUUUACCCUACGGUCAAAAUAAUCCACAAAAAUGUAAUUAUGGUUUAUACGGUGAACAAUUAAGUGGAACUGCAUUCACUGUGUCUCGUGAACACAACCGACGAAGUUGGCUUUAUCGUAUUCGACCUUCGGUUGUCCAUCGUCCUUUCCGUCGAGUUCAAGAAACUGGAAUUUCCAAUGAUUGGUCAUCAUGCCAGGCGAAUCCAAAUCAACUAAGAUGGUCACCAUUCAAUGUACCCGAUGGUAAGGGUGUUGAUUUCAUCCAAGGGAUUAACACCCUUUCAGGAGCGGGUGACCCGAAGUGCCGAUCAGGUUUAGCAAUUUACAUCUAUGGAUGUGAUCGUCCAAUGGGAGAUAAAUGUUUCUACAAUUCAGACGGUGAUUUUUUAAUUGUUCCCGAGCGAGAAACACUUUACAUCACCAGCGAAUUUGGUAAAAUGGUUGUUGCUCCGUUGGAGAUUUGCUUGAUUCCGAUGGGCAUUAAAUUUAAGGUCGAUGUUACUUCAUCGGCCCGAGGGUACAUUCUCGAAGUGUUUAAUGGUCACUUUUCUCUUCCUCCAUUGGGUCCGAUUGGUGCUAAUGGUUUGGCAAACGCUCGUGAUUUCCUAAUACCAAGCGCUCAUUAUCAGGAUAUCGAUUCAAUCGGGUACAAAGUGAUCAAUAAAUUUCAAGGGUCACUUUUUGAAACGACUCAAGAUCAUUCACCGUUUGAUGUUGUCGCUUGGAGAGGUAAUUAUCAUCCAUCUAAAUAUGAUUUAACUCUGUUCACGGUAAUCAACACGGUUUCAUUUGAUCAUCCGGACCCUUCAAUUUUCACGGUGUUAACAUGCCCAUCAACUCAACCCGGUGUUGCCAUCGCUGAUUUUGUCAUAUUUCCUCCUCGUUGGGGUGUCGCUGAUAAAACCUUUCGACCUCCGUAUUACCACCGUAACUGUAUGAGUGAAUUCAUGGGACUAAUUAAGGGCAGUUACGAGGCCAAAGAGGAUGGAUUCCGUCCGGGUGGGGCUAGUCUCCAUAGCAUGAUGACCCCUCAUGGUCCUGAUCACGAUUGUUUCGAGAAAGCGUCCAAAGGUGACCUGAAACCAGUAAGAAUUGCCGAUGGAACCAUGGCUUUCAUGUUUGAAUCAUCCUUGAGUUUAGCGGUCACUCAAUGGGCACAAGCAGCACCCGAAUUGGAUCAGAAUUACUUCAAAUGUUGGCAACCAUUGGAAAAACACUUCACCGGAGCAAAGGAAACGUAAUUGAAUCCCUCCAUUGAUGAUAAGAUAUUAACCUGUUAGAGAUAUGAUUAAAUGUAACCGAAGAUUCUGGUGAUAAUUUCUAAUUAGAAUUACAUAAAUACCAUUUGAAGAAAUUUUA
Molecule: messenger RNA, 1564 nt
Organism: Panonychus citri (citrus red mite)
Lineage: Eukaryota; Metazoa; Arthropoda; Arachnida; Trombidiformes; Tetranychidae
Gene: hgo
Product: homogentisate 1,2-dioxygenase-like
Exons: 6
Coding region: 121-1446 (441 amino acids)
Biological process (GO): L-phenylalanine catabolic process
Cellular component (GO): cytoplasm
Molecular function (GO): homogentisate 1,2-dioxygenase activity
Source: RefSeq, a predicted model, not a curated record